Molecule: messenger RNA, 4006 nt
Organism: Onychostruthus taczanowskii (white-rumped snowfinch)
Lineage: Eukaryota; Metazoa; Chordata; Aves; Passeriformes; Passeridae
Gene: GUCY1A1
Product: guanylate cyclase 1 soluble subunit alpha 1
Exons: 9
Coding region: 468-2534 (688 amino acids)
Biological process (GO): cGMP biosynthetic process; response to oxygen levels
Cellular component (GO): guanylate cyclase complex, soluble
Molecular function (GO): heme binding; guanylate cyclase activity
Source: RefSeq, a predicted model, not a curated record
CGGGGACCCUGGACAGCGCUGGGACGGGGCGCCCGGCCGGGACCGCGGGGCGCGGCCGGGGCUCUCUCCGGCCGGGCGGUGAUCGGUGCUGAGCCCCGGCAGCGGGCGGGGGCCGCGGGAAGCCCUCUCCCCUCAGCGCCCCGAGCCCCGUGUGCGCCGUGCUCCGAGCCAGACACGGGCGUGAGCGAAACCGGGAUCGAUUCGGGGCUGGAAGCGCUCGGGGAGCCCUCUGAGGGCUCCGGCCACGAGCGGUACUCCGGCGGCCUUUGUGCAUUGUGAGGCUUUCUAAGAAUUCGCGAAUUGCUGAUGCUCGUCAAGGGGCAGAAAAUUUUUUCUGUGGUGAUUUAUAGCUACCAAUAACCUUCCACAGUGGUUGCGUUAUCACCUUAUUAUUCUGGCAUCUUCUGCUCUUGUUAGUAAACAUCAAGCUAAGUACUCCUAAUCUCAAGAGAGAGACUUUGUACAGUAUGUUCUGUACAAAAUUGAAAGACUUGAAGAUCACAGGAGAAUGUCCUUUCUCCUUACUGACCCAAGGUCACAUUACUGAGGAACAUGACAAGGACUGCACAGAAAACAGCUCUAGAGCAGCUUUGCCCAUCUGCAAAGAAGUCCAUGAAAAAGAUGGUCAAGGAAACCUUCCACAAAGGAAAACGAGCAGAAGUAGAGUGUACCUGCACACACUAACUGAAAGCAUCUGCAAACUAAUCUUUCCUGAGUUUGAAAGGCUAAAUCUUGCACUGCAGAGAACACUUGCAAAACACAGAAUAAAAGAAACCAGAAAAACUGGUGAUAGAGAAGAUUUUGAAAAAAUAAUCAGUGAUCAUGCUAAUGCUGCAGGUGUUCCCGUGGAGUCACUACAGGAAUCUCUUGGUGAAGAGCUAUUCAAAAUAUGCUAUGAAGAGGAUGAACACAUAUUAGGGGUUAUUGGAGGCACCCUUAAGGACUUCUUGAAUAGUUUCACUACUCUGCUGAAGCAGAGUAGUCACAGCCAAGAAGCAGGAAAAAAGGACAGACUUGAAGAUGCCUCCAUAUUAUGCCUGGAGAAAGAUCAGGACUUCUUAAAUGUUUAUUAUUUCUUUCCUAAGAAAAUCACAAGUCUUAUUCUACCUGGUAUCAUUAAAGCAGCAGCUCAUAUUUUGUAUGAAACUGAGGUGGAAGUGAUGCUCAUGCCUCCUUGUUUCCAUAAUGACUGCACUGAGUUUGCUAAUCAGCCUUAUUUGCUGUAUUCUAUACAAGUCAAAAGUGCAAAACCUUCCUUAUCUCCGUGUAAACCACAGUCUUCACUUGUGAUUCCUGCCUCUGUGUUCUGUAAGACUUUCCCAUUUCAUUUUAUGUUUGACAAGGAUAUGUCAGUUCUUCAAAUUGGAAAUGGGAUAAGAAGACUUUUGACCAGGAGAGAAUUUCAAGCUAAGCCAAAUUUUGAAGAGUAUUUCGAAAUUCUUACCCCCAAAGUAAGCUGCACUUUUAGUGCAAUAAUGACCAUGCUAAAUAUGCAGUUUACUGUACGAGUUAGAAGAUGGGAUAAUACUGAUAUGAAGCCAUCCAUGGUAAUGGAUCUUAAAGGCCAAAUGAUCUAUAUUUUUGAAUCCAGUGCCAUUCUCUUCUUGGGAUCUCCCUGUGUGGACAGGCUAGAAGAUUUUACAGGACGUGGAUUGUACCUCUCUGAUAUUCCCAUUCACAAUGCUUUAAGAGAUGUUGUUCUGAUAGGAGAGCAGGCCAGAGCCCAGGAUGGACUGAAGAAGAGGUUAGGAAAGCUAAAAGCAACCCUUGAGCAGGCCCAUCAAGCACUUGAAGAAGAGAAGAAGAAGACUGUAGAUCUUCUGUUUUCAAUUUUUCCUGGAGAGGUUGCUCAGCAGCUGUGGCAGGGACAAGUUGUACAAGCCAAGAAAUUUAAUAAUGUCACAAUGCUUUUUUCUGACAUUGUUGGAUUCACUGCCAUCUGUUCCCAAUGCUCACCUAUGCAGGUUAUCACCAUGCUUAAUGAGCUUUAUACUCGCUUUGAUUACCAAUGUGGAGAGCUAGAUGUCUACAAGGUUGAGACUAUUGGAGAUGCCUACUGUGUUGCUGGAGGCUUACACAAAGAAAGUGAAACACAUGCUGUUCAAAUAGCACUGAUGGCCCUGAAGAUGAUGGAACUGUCAGAUGAGGUGGUGUCUCCCCAUGGAGAACCUAUCAAGAUGCGUAUUGGCCUUCAUUCUGGAUCUGUCUUUGCUGGAGUUGUUGGGGUUAAAAUGCCUCGUUAUUGCCUUUUUGGAAAUAAUGUGACCCUUGCCAAUAAGUUUGAAUCUUGCAGUAUACCUAGAAAAAUAAAUGUCAGCCCAACAACUUACAGGUUGUUAAAGGAAUACCCAGGUUUUGUGUUCACACCACGCUCAAGAGAGGAGCUUCCACCAAAUUUUCCAAGUGAUAUCCCUGGAAUUUGCUAUUUUCUGGAUGCUUAUAUUCAAGGAACAAACUCACAGACUUGGUUUCAAAAGAGAGAUUUGGGAGAUGGCAAUGCCAAUUUUUUUGGUGAGGAAACAGGAAUAGACUAAGUUGUACAUUCACAAAUGUAUAAAAUAAAUUUAUAAAUAUUUGGAAUUUUUUUUUUGGUAUAAAUUGAAAAUUUUUAAAACAGUAUGAAACAUGAAAGCACUUUAGAUUGUUAACACCUGAAAGCCAGUAUUAAAAUUUCAGGAAGUAUGUCACUGACUACUUUUUAUUUCUCCUUUGCAUAAGGAACAUAAUCGCUAAAGUAAUGUUGCAAUGUCACUGUUGGAAAUGCUACUAUAAACUGUAUUUUCCCUGUGGUAAUUUGUAAGUGCUACAGUUCUCUCUAUACUGAGAAUUCUAGAUGUAUUGUAUAUGCAGUUUGUCAGGAAAUGUAAUGUGCAAGUGAUGCAGCCACAUGCAGUGUUGUGAGCUGGUGCUUAUCAAUGACUAUGAAAAUGUAUUUUGUUAGAGAUUCCAUAAGAAAAUGACCAUUAAAAUAUUGUCAUUGCCAUCACAUACUCCUUCCAGUGCAUCAUUUGGGCCCCAUCCUAGAAGGCUGCUGACCAUCUUCUCACACUGACUGGUCAAAGUAUGAGGGUGCUCAGCAUUUUCUGGAUCAGGCUGCUAACUGUAGCUAAUACACAUGCAUAGCAGAGUUGCUGCUUACUGUUUCAUGAACUUUAUUUUGUGUAUAAAAUGGAUAUAGAUUAAAACACUGUAUAAUCACAUACUAACAUCUCUGUAAUCAUCAAACUAUUUUAGUUCUUAGGGUUUUUAAAGUACUUAAAAAUAAUAAUAUCCACUUGUUAUUAUGUAUUACAGCAAUAAAUGUUUUCUUUUUGUUGUCAUUUAAAUUUGAAAUGUUUUAACAGAAGUGUAAUAAAAUAUGCUUUGGAAUGUUUGCUUAGAAAUGGAGUUCCAGUCAGACUGUAUGGAAUGGAAGCACACCAGCUUAAAGCUCUGAUCCUUAUUUGAGGGUGCAAUGUGGGUGUGAGGUGUUAUGGAAAUGCCCAUCACAUGCUCGCUCUGAAGUUGCCUGGGGAAUUUUCAGGUGACAAAAGAUGCUUUUAAACAUCUGAACACGUUUACAAAGAUUAAUACUACUACAGUACAAGCUUUUCUGUUGUGGCUGAUGGAAUAUGAGUGGACAAUUCUAAAGGCUUUGCCUGUGGAACUGGCAGAAUAGAGUUAGUUAGGAGUUCUGAGUUUAGGAUUCCGCCUCUCUAACUAGCAGAUCCAUCUGCCCAGAAAUUCCUCUGUGCUGUACAGUUUGAUCCCAACUGCAGGCUGGAGAACUGCACUGCUUAUACACAUACUACUACUCCCAUUUGUAUCAGGUAAUAUUAUUCUGACCUCUUCAGCUCCUGGGGUUUGGCAUAUCAAGUCAUAAAUGUCUCUUCAAACCACUGACCACUAAAUCAGAUUUGGCCUCUUAAUAUUUACAGGGAGAAAUUACAUUAGACUAAGGUGCUAUUUUGUUAAUUUUCUGAUCUUGACUGGUAUAUUCUGAAGCUCAAUAAACCAUUUUAUCCUA